GACCAUGAACACCCGUGAGUGGCCCUUUAUUGGCUCUUGCCCUUAAUUAAGAGGUUCAUGCAGUCUUAAGCUUGGGUUCCAAAAACCAUUAAUAAUUACCCUUAAAUGGCAAACAAAGGGGAAAUUUCAUCAUCAGGGUGGUGUGUCUGCACACUAUAAAAGCUCUCGGCCCUCCCGGCAGCUCACACGUCUGCCGAUUCCCAGUGCAGCACUGUCACCGAGCAGGUCAGUGGGGCCAGAGCAGCAGCAAGCACUCCUGCUCAGUGACCUCGGCUUCUUUUCAGAAAGGACUCCGCCAUGGCUGCUAAAAAGUCUCCCGAGGAACUCAAGAAGAUUUUUGAAAAAUAUGCAGCCAAAGAAGGUGACCCGGACCAGCUGUCCAAGGAGGAACUGAAACUGCUGGUCCAGGCCGAGUUCCCCAAUCUGCUCAAGAGUGCAAGCACCUUAGAUAACCUUUUCAAAGAACUGGACAAGAAUGGUGACGGAGAAGUCAGUUUCGAAGAAUUCCAAGUGUUCAUAACAAAGACCUCCCAGUAAAGAUGGGUCCGACAAGCAGGCCGGGGACUGAGGCCUUUGUGGCAGCCACACUGCCUCAGGCUGAGUUCCUUACAAUUGGAUGACUCGACCUGUUACUGUCAAUAAAGAACUUCCCAGACGUG
Heterocephalus glaber (naked mole-rat) is the source of this 659-nucleotide messenger RNA. It is a transcript of the gene S100g, whose product is annotated as S100 calcium binding protein G. NCBI's taxonomy places the organism in Eukaryota, Metazoa, Chordata, Mammalia, Rodentia, Bathyergidae. Gene Ontology annotation, cellular component: cytoplasm. Gene Ontology annotation, molecular function: calcium ion binding; calcium-dependent protein binding; transition metal ion binding. The record is from RefSeq and is a predicted model, not a curated record.